AUGCGUUUCCCCUUGAGCAUUUCCUCGCUGCUGGCAUCUAGUCUCCUGCUUUCUACCACAUCAGCAUCAUCGGGCUACCACGAACAGCUCAACCUGCGGCCGUUGCCUCUCUCAAACCUACUCGCGAGCUUCAACUUCCGAUCGAACACGUCAUUGGCCGACUUUGAAUCACAAAACUUCCGUCUAUUUCCUCGUUCCUUGGGCCAGAUCCUUCAAUAUGCCGGCACGCGAGAGCUACACCUGCGCUUCACGCUAGGACGGUGGGAUGCCGAGAAUUGGGGAGCUCGACCCUGGGACGGCACCAGGGAGGGAGGCACGGGAGUUGAGCUCUGGGCUUGGCUGGACGCCGAGACGGACGAGGAGGCGGAUGCGAAGUGGUUGACUCUUACAAAUGCCCUGUCGGGUCUCUUCUGCGCAAGCUUGAACUUCAUCGACGAGACCCGUACGAUCCGUCCCGUUGUGUCUUUCCAGGCUGAGGGAGAUCAUCCCAAUACCACGCUUGCCAAUGCCAAGCUCCUACAUGGAGUGUUGCCGCACGAGGUCGUAUGCACAGAGAACCUGACGCCAUUCUUGAAGCUUCUGCCAUGCAAGGGCAAGGCGGGCAUCGGCAGCCUCCUUGAUGGGCACAAACUCUUCGAUGCCUCUUUCCAGAGCAUGGCGAUCGAUGUGCGACCGGUUUGCCCUCCAGGAGGUGAAUGUCUCCUGGAAGUGGAACAGACAAUUGACAUGGUGUUGGAUAUCAGCCGCUCCAAACGUCCACAGGACAAUCUGAUCCCAAGACCAGUCCAAGGCCACGAAUUGGUGUGCGAUACGUCCAAGUCCUAUCACUCGGACAGCGUCUGCUUCCCGGUGGACCAUCUUCAGAGCCAGGAAUGGAUUUUGGAGCAGGUGUUUGGCAAGCCAAUCAAGGGAGCGUGCCCCUUGACGGAGCCAGGAACCCCCCCUGUCUGUGUCGAAGUUCCCCAUUCGAGAAGCAUAUUUGCUUCUGAAGGAUCUACCGAGAUCAAGAGCCAGGACAGCGCUUCCCGUUGCUAUGACCUGGCCCCAGAGGGUGACUUCAAUCUGGUCCUCACCCAGCUGGAUGCCUCAAGCGGCGAUAAGGAGCUUGUGGAACCUGAGCAGCCCCUCCUCUACGCUGAUAGGAGUUUCACCGGAUACGGACAGGAACACGGCGGCGUGCAAGCGAUCCUCACCAACCCAGGUGACGAGGAGGUCGAGUUCGUCUACAUGGAGUCUCUACCAUGGUUUAUGCGAGUAUACCUACACACUCUGAGCACCCGCAUCUCUGCCGCCUCAUCUAUCCCUACGACGUCGGCGGAGACGUCGGCAGAGAUUAUCAAAGAAAUAUACUACAGGCCCGCUCUCGACCGUGAGCGUGGGACCCAGCUUGAACUGCUCCUGCGCAUCCCCCCCAAGUCGACCGUUUUCCUCACCUACGACUUCGAGAAAUCGAUUCUCCGUUUUACCGAAUACCCCCCGGAUGCCAAUCGAGGAUUCGACGUCGCCGCCGCCGUCAUCACGACGCUCUCGCCCAGGAAGAUGAACAUCCGGACCACGAGUCUGCUCCUCUAUCUUCCCACACCCGAUUUCAGCAUGCCAUAUAAUGUCAUCAUUUUCACAUCUACAGCCAUCGCCCUGUCGUUUGGCGGACUUUACAACAUCUUAGUAAGGCAGAUUGUUGGCGCUGACGAGGGUUUCGAAUCCCCAGUGAGGUCGAAGCUCAAGCGAUUUCUGGCAGUCAUUACCAGGCGGCUGGCAGGAUAG
This is a messenger RNA of Clonostachys rhizophaga, 1764 nucleotides long. NCBI's taxonomy places the organism in Eukaryota, Fungi, Ascomycota, Sordariomycetes, Hypocreales, Bionectriaceae. The record is from the annotation of a GenBank genome assembly.